CUCCCCCACCCCCUGAAACUUUCAAGUCAAAACCUUUGCCGAAGCCCUCCUCCAUGGCCCAAGCGCCUCAAAUACACUUAACACAAAGCCCCAGUCACAACAAUCAGUUUGCAUGGAUGAAUCUACAGCAACGAAGUCCAUCCUGGAAAUGGGAGAAGAAAUGGAGGAUUCUAGCUGGCUCUGCAAUUGCGCGACUGGCGAGGUUCAUACACCCAACCUUAUCCCUGGCUUACAACAAAAAUUUUGGGAAAAUGGCUUCUCAGACAUCACGACAGUGCCCAUGGGUGGCAACAAAAUCCUCUUGAAAUGUGACGAUGAGGAUUCAAUAAACCACUUUAUCUUAAAAGAAGAAAACUAGUGGGGUAAAUGGUUUAAAAGGAUUAAGCUGUGGAGCCCAUCAGAUGUAGCAGAAGAAAGACUUGCUUGGAUUCGAGUCACGAGCCUCCCUUUGCAUGUUUGGAACCAAAGAAGCUUUGAAAAAAUUGGAAAUUUCUUGGGUAGCUUCGUCAUGGUGGAUCAAUUUACUAUUAAUAAAAAAUGCUUGGAUGC
This is a messenger RNA of Rubroshorea leprosula, 549 nucleotides long. The record is from the annotation of a GenBank genome assembly. NCBI's taxonomy places the organism in Eukaryota, Viridiplantae, Streptophyta, Magnoliopsida, Malvales, Dipterocarpaceae.